GGAAAGUGUAGCGUAGACCUUGUUCAACAGGACAGUUAAAAGGCGUUACUUUCGACGACUUUUUCUGAAGUGGGUGUGGAGGAGGAGGCUGUUACCCAUCUCCUUCGUGGCAUCGCAGAAAAGCAGAUCUAUAUGACUCAGUUUGUGAUGGUACCCUGUUGAUUCUGUGGCUUUAAAGUAAAAGCUCAAUGGUGUUGAAUAUGGCAUUGCAAAGCGAAGACCUUCUUAGUGAUGUGGAUCUAUUGCCUUCAUCCCAGCCUUGCUCUGCUCCUAAUUCCCCUCGAUGGCGUACACGUGACCAAAAAGGGACCAUUGACAUUAACCAGAAGCCUCUGACUCAUUCCUGGCCUUCAAGUCCUUACUCCACUAUUAGAUCUUCUAAUGAAGUCAGCGCUCGUUUGCACAUGUCCUUAAGAAACAGUAUAGAGGUGGAGGGAAGAACAUGGUCUGGCAUAAGUGAAGACAAUGACAAUCUAAUGUUUGGAAAAAGAAAUGAGCAAUCUGCCAAAAGACAGGUCACCUUUAAUACUGGAUCUACUGAUUCAUCAUUAGGCUCUUCAGUUAAUUCUCCUUUGGAGUCAGAUCACUAUAGUCCUAAGGAUAAAUGCUCACCUUGCUCGGUUGAACAGAAGCCCUUGGCACUGGAUUCAAGUGACAGUGAUUGCCAGCCAGUUUCUGUAGAACAUGCUAUGCCAUGUGCAUUAAAGCUCAGUAGAGACCAGUCAGACCCUAGAGUAAAUUCUGCUGGCAGGCACAAUUUUGCAGAUAUCUUUUCUUCUAGCCAUUAUCUUUCACCAAGAAGCACUGGAGCUGCUCUUUCUAAUAACUUCAACAUGUCCAGAUCAGACCUUAUUCAGUCAAGCCAUGACCAGGCUGGUGGUAGCAGUGAAAUGGAAACACUUGCCCAAGAGAUCACAAGGAAUUUACAAACUGGAAUAGAAAUCAGUACCAUGAACUCUAAGAAAGGGCCAAGACACAUUACAGAUAUGGAGAAUAUUCGUUCACAUUUGCAGAACUUUAUGAAAACAUCUCUAGACAAGUCUACAAGGGACUCUCAUGGUUUAGCUUCUGCAACUUUGCAUACUGGUGUGACUGAAGAGAAAAAGGAUGAUGACUCUUUUGAUAGCGACAGCACUGGUGCUUUGCUGAAUGCUAAGCCAAUGCCAGAUAUUUCUCCACCUGUGACAGUAAAUGGACUAGAAGAUCUCUUCCCUCGAUAUUCUCGAAUGCGCUUUCAAUGCGCUGCUGUUCCUACAGAGAUUCAGAUAUUGAAGGACACAAUUGAAAAAGAAAGGACAAGGCGUAAGGUGUGUGUGUACCAAAUUCAGACUCUACAGAACAAAAUUCUUGAACUCCAACAACAGUUAGCUAUUGCCGUUUCUGCUGACAGGAAAAAGAACAUUAUCGAUUGAGCAGCUAGACAAAACUCUAGCCAGUGUUGUGGACAGCUGGAAAAAGAACGAGUCCGAGAAGAGUGCUCUAAUUAAAAGACUGAAGGAGGAUAAUGAUGCUGCCAGCAAAAGCCGGGUCAACCAACAAGAGUUCAUACAACAGUGUGAAGAACGUCUAUUGAAAGAGCAGAAACAAGUAACACAGCUAGAGAAUGAUAAACGUCUAUUGGAGGAUAAACUUGCUGGUCUCUCAAGGCAGCUGGAGCUAAGUAACCUCAAAAUUCAAGACCUACAAAGGGAACGAGAAUGAAGCUGUGAAUGUUAGCCAGCAGGAGGCAGAAGAGAGCACAGACUGUGCGGACAACACUUGAAGAACAGAGGGAUACCUGGGGGAAAAGAGGAAAGGGAGCUAGAAGAGCAGCUUAAGCAGCAAGAGUCUGAUCUCAAACAGCAGAUU
Molecule: messenger RNA, 1848 nt
Organism: Erpetoichthys calabaricus (reedfish)
Lineage: Eukaryota; Metazoa; Chordata; Cladistia; Polypteriformes; Polypteridae
Gene: cntrob
Product: centrobin, centrosomal BRCA2 interacting protein
Exons: 9
Coding region: 189-1412 (407 amino acids)
Biological process (GO): regulation of cilium assembly; mitotic cytokinetic process; centrosome separation
Cellular component (GO): centriole; centrosome
Source: RefSeq, a predicted model, not a curated record